UUAUUUUGGUCUCUCAAUUAAACCGCUCAGAAAAGAAGAAAGUUCUCAAUUAAAACCCUCUCCUCUGCCAGCACAAUAUUUCAGUUUCAGAAUUCGCCCGAAUCUCACUCCAUUUUCCGUGACAACACAAUCAGAGAUGGAUCAUGCUAGGAACGGUGAUACAUUCGUUUUUCUCAAACGAAGAAUCACGGAGAUCGAUGAAACUCUCCAGCAACAACCCCAGUCUUCCUCCGACUACCCCUCUUCUAGUAUCGUUCUGGAAGAAUUAAAACCGUCGGAACUGCUUGUUUCUACUCCAAAAGAAGACCAAGAAAGCAUGCGUAACUCCCUCAUUUUCUUCAGGAAGGUCAAGUGUUCUGCCAAUGCCUCGGAGUGCACUAUUAGGGAAGCGCAAGAACUGGGUUUUGAAGAAAACGGAGAGAUGUCAUAUUCUGUGAGUGGCAGGGUCACUGUUAGUGAUAAUGAGUCUGGAUCUUGCGGAAGUCAAAGAAAGAUUGAGAAUUUCGGUUACGACGUCGAAAAAAAUGAGAAUUGUAAUGUGGGUUUAGUUUCUGAUGGUGGCCUAAAGAUAGAAGAGGUUGAAGACGGUGUCAAUGGUGUGAAGGAAGAGAAAGAUUGGAUGGAAAGUGAAGUGGGUUUCUCGGGAAUUCAAGAAUUUGGCAAUGAAGUCGUGUCAGGAGAGGAGAAAGCCGACGAAAAGGAGAAAUGUGAAGGAAAAGUUGAGAGGGAUUAUUCAGUGGAAAGUCACAAAGUGAAGGGUUGUGUUACUUCUUCAUUGGCUGCUCUUGCUGAAGAGGAGGAGUUAUUGGUAAGGACUGAAACAGAAUCAGGGAGUACUUUGAAAGCCAAAAAUAAGCAAGUUUUGACGGAACUCAAAGAAGGAUUAAUCUUUGAAAACAGAACCAAUCUUAAUAAAGUUACUGGUUCUGAGAGUAUCAGUGUCAAGAAUGGUGUAUACAAAGCAAUUGAGGUUACUGCUGGAUGUUCCAUCAAGAUUGAUGUAAUUGAUGGUACAGCAUUGAUUGAUGCAGUUCAAGUCCGAAAACGUGGUAAUGCCAAUGGAAAGAAUGUGGAAAGGAAUGGGAAGAAGAAUGAGAAACAAGAUGGGUUUGCCAAGAAGCCAAGAAGGCCACGAAAGAAGGCAAAAGAUUCCAAAAUGGGUUCAGAAAUGAGUGUGGGGCAAAGGAACAUGCCUCCUUUUGUGGAACCUCAGAAAGAUGGGAAUGAAAUAAAAAGAAUGCACUCCAGAGAGAAGAUGGAGGCCUUAAGGUUUGCUAAUAUCGUGGAACAGCACCUGGUGUGGAGAGAUAUUUACACUGGGCUUUCACCUGCUCUGGUGAAGGAGUAUGAUGAGUUGGCAAGAAUGAAGCAUCAGAAGAAUAUCCACUUGAAUUUCAAUUCUGGCCGACAUUUUGGAAGGAAAACAGAAGUCCCUGCAUUCCGCCGGGAAAUUGGUCCUCAAAACAUGGAUAAUGAAUUAAAAAACACUGAAGAAGAUGAAAUGGAAAAUUUAAAUGCCUGGGAUCCAAGUAGUACUCGCAUCAUUGAAGGUGAAGAUGCGUACAAUGAUGAUGAGGAAUACACUGAAGAUGAUGACAGUGAUGCAGAUUAUGCUAGCAUACAGAGACCUGCUUUCCUGGUAGAAGGAGAACCUGAUUUUGAUUCAGGGCCUCCAGAACAUGGAUUAGAAUAUCUAAGGCGUGUCAGGUGGGAAGCUGCAAACAUUCCAAAAGUAAAGGUGGCCAAACUUGACAGGAGUAAACUUAGUAAGGGGCAAAGCGUUUAUAUGCCCCAGAUUCCUGAUAUUGCCAACUGUGCUGGACACCUGCUGCCCUCAAAACAUUGGGAGGAUUCAUUUCUUGCUGAUUUUAACAAUCUACGACUGACUCUGUCCGAUCUCAAUGGUUCCAUUGCUAAAGUUUCUGGUAACCUGCAAUCUAUUCUUGAAGUGCAGAAGCAGCAACAAUCUGUUCAGCUACUCCCUGAGAGUGUUGCUCUCGAAAAAUUUAAGCACCUUAGUAUUAAGGAAGAUUCAGUGCACGAUUCCAUGCAAGUCAAACACAACAAUAAAUCAGGAGAAAAUAAUGCAGGGCAGGUUGAUCCUAUCCAUGAUUCCAGCAGCAACAAAUCAGGAAGAAACAAAACACUAUAA
Molecule: messenger RNA, 2152 nt
Organism: Tripterygium wilfordii
Lineage: Eukaryota; Viridiplantae; Streptophyta; Magnoliopsida; Celastrales; Celastraceae
Exons: 4
Coding region: 137-2152 (671 amino acids)
Biological process (GO): spliceosomal snRNP assembly
Cellular component (GO): nucleus; SMN complex
Source: RefSeq, a predicted model, not a curated record